AUGGCGCCUCUCCUGGCGGUGCUGGCGCUAGCGGCUCCCCUGUGCCUGGCGAAGCACAAAGAUAAGCCCAAGAAGGCUCACAUUCCGAAGAUCGCGCCCUGCGGAGAAGGACUCAAGGGGCUGGUGAACUACCAAUUCGACAGAGAAGAUGAGGAGGCGGUGAUAACUACGGCGGCGUAUCUUUCGAAGAACACCUUGAAGCUCUACACGGGCAACGUGAACUAUCGCACCAUCGACCUCAAUGACGCCAUAUCACCAUUGGAGACGCUCGGCGAGAAGUGCUUCGCCAUCAGAAGCCGAGAUGCACUCCCUAACGUGUUAUGUGCGGGCGGACUCCUGGAACGCAACAAGUGGAUCAACUCGAUAGAAGCCAGCAUGUUGUGCGCUGAAACUGGCAUAAAGUCCACUCUGCCACUCAUACCUGGCGAAGAGACGCUUGAGGAGUUAGACAAGGAGAAACCUGCCGGGAUAAACCUGUUCAUUCACGACAGCCCUGUUGGCAGACCGGAAAUUUACAUCAACGGGAAGACGACGAAGGAGCUCGAAGACGAACGCAAUAAGCAGUCUAUUGAUGCAUCUCACGUUGUUAAUGAUAUGAAGGAGCUAGCGGACCUCGACCAGCUUUUCCCCACCUUCGAGGCCAACGACGGCGAACCCAUGGCCGUUGCACCAAUAGAUGAGGAAGCGCUCGCAGAAGCGAGGGCGGAGGCGGGCAUGGUGGACGAUGCCACACCGGACAUGGGUUACUACAUGCACGAGAAAUCGCUUUGA
Molecule: messenger RNA, 771 nt
Organism: Babesia ovata
Lineage: Eukaryota; Apicomplexa; Aconoidasida; Piroplasmida; Babesiidae
Product: signal peptide-containing protein, putative
Exons: 8
Coding region: 1-771 (256 amino acids)
Source: RefSeq, a predicted model, not a curated record